UUUAUGCAGUUUUAAAGUGACGCACUAGUUACGGCUUAGAGUAAUCUAUGCAGAAAGACUCAAUUAAUUCGCGACGCUUCGUUACAUUUUAUAUAACACUUUAAUGUGGUCGGUGGUCAAGAUUUGUUUUUAAAUAUAUUUAGUUUUAUUACGUCUGCGGGCUGUAGCUAUCGUGUUUGAGUGAAAUUUGGUUUAAAGACGAUUUAGUUGUGAUGCAAAAUGGAACGUUACACAGUGACUAGAAGAUCAUCAAAAAGGAAAAACGAUGGACUGCUAACUCGUUGGAGGAAGAAAUAUGUUGGCGGUAUCCUGAAUAAGCGGUCAUGGAUCACAAGUGGAUAUGACCUAAAUAAUGCCAGUUAUGUGAUCAACAGACGGUAUUCGAAGGGCAAGAUGUCACCCGUGUGCCACAACUUCGUUCAGAACGCGUGGAAAAAGGAUUUCUGCUCGAACUGCUUCAAAUCAAGAGAGGAACACGUCAAGACCGAGAAAAAUCCAGAGGGCAGUAAAUAUUUGGCGACGCCGUUCCAAAACAGAAACACAUUCUUCAAAAAAACACCACCGAGUAUACUCAAAAUUCACUCAAAGAAAAAGAACAAGAGAAACGUAAGGUUUCCAGAAGAAGUAUGCAGUGUUAUAGGGUUUGGAGGUGACGAUUGGUCAGAUGGUGAAGAAUUCGAGGUCUCUGAAGAAAAUGAUGAUGAUGACAUAUUUCCUGAUACGGAGGAGGAGAGGGAACUACACAAAAUUACAAAAUCAAAUACAGAUUUCAACACUGUAAAAGCUAAUCUAUUAGGUGAAACAGUAGGAAAAUCUUAUACAUCACUGUUAUUAGGUAAGAUGCAAACUGACUCUGAUGGCAAAAAGAAGACUUUGUUAGUGUCAGUAACACCAUUUGGGCAAGAAAAUAAAGGACCAAGUGUUAAAUCGCAUAUUAGAAAAUGUAAUGGACCAGAUACUGCAGAAGAUACAGCAAGUUACAAAACCAACAUAGUUUUAGCAUCUUAUGUUAAGGAAACAGAAACAAUAAUUGGCGCAGAUAGUGCUACAAGCACAAUAUGCACAGAAAAGUCUCUUUUAGAAGAAAUAUCUGAAACACUGGGACCAAAAUAUAUAACGAAUAGCAACAGUCCCAAUACGCACAUGAAAUCUACAAAACCAACAGUGAUUGAUGAAAAGAUGAAAGAGAGCAUGCAAGAUGAAAGUGAUAAAAAAGAAAUGUGUGAAACCAAGAAAAAUAGUAUUGUCAGAAAGUCUCCUUUACUAAAAACACAAGAGAGACCAAAAGUAAACCUUAGUCGAUCAGAAUUCAAAUUUUGCAAGAUAAAUAUUGAAAACAGUAGUGUUGACUCGGCAGUAAGUACUUUGAAUUCCACUGCAAACAACUCGUUAGCGUCGGAUGAUGAGAGCUUUAGCGGACGGACAGAUUCAGAUAACGACGAUAGUGGUCAUUUCUCAGAACCUCCUAAGAAUGAAGAAACAGUUAAGAUAAAGGUGUUUAAUGAAGCUGAUAAAAAUAUCAAAAUGUCACCAAUUGGACAACUUCGGAAAGUAGAUGGACAGGCUAGUACCGGUUACUCGACAUUCCAAGGUCCAAUUAUUGAUAUGCCACAGAUAAUACCUAAACAACCUGAAACUGUUUUUUCGGCCGAAGCUAGUCGCGAAUUGGCUGGAGAACCAGAUGGACGAGCAGAUCCGGAUGAAACAAAUGAAGCUCCAGCCUUGCCCAAGAGCCCUGUCCCUACAAUGGACCCACGACCUUCCUUCCUUCAUGGAAUGAUCACUGACAUAAUGCCAGCGUCUAAACCAGCCGUGCCGGAAAAACCAAAAUUACCCAUAAAGCCAGUGAUAAAACAAACUACAAAGAAAAAUUCUAUUAUACCUCAUCAACAACAAAUAGCAAUGCAUUUGCAGCAUACUUCCAAAAAGGAGGAAGGAAAAGUUAUAAGAAUGACUGAUGAAAAGAAUAACGAAAUUACUGAAGUUCAUGAAGAGAAACCGGAGCCGCUUUACUAUGCUAAACCAGUUCUGACUAAGCAGGACAGUGAUACUUCAUUACAUAGUUUAAGCAAACGAAAGGCUCCCACGCCACCGUCAUCACCCACAGUGGAAGAAUAUGCAAAUAACUUGUACCAAAGAAAUCCUAGUGGAUUCACGAAGUCAGACUCGCCAGUCGUCAGGGAAAUGGAAAAGAGAAGGGCUACUUUAUCAUCUUUCCCUAAACCAAAACAAGUAGAGGAAGCCCCAGAAAUCAAAAAGGUAGAAGCGGUUCCAGAACCAGCACCGCGAAGAAAUAUUUCACUGUCCCACGAUAAUUUACUUCUCGAUGAGAAACGCAAAGGAAAAUAUAAGUUCUCCAUCAAAAAAUUACUACGCAUAGGUUCAUCUAAAGAUUUAGAUAAAAAAGAACUGAGUAUCCCAACGGUGGCUAAGGUACCUUACAAAACUGACGAAUCUAUCUACGACUUAACACCAAAACCAAAACCGCGGCUCGUCAUCAUACAUCCUCUAGAUAUAAACGGAUCUAAUGUAGAAGUUGUAAAGACGAGUGAAAAUUCGGACUCACGAAGACUGAGUCAUGAUGAUGUAUCAUCAAUAUACAGUGGAACUAGUUCUACAGCAGAUGUAGAAUCACCUAAAGUUGUAAACAAGCCUCCCCCACCUCCUAGGCUUUCUAGUGAGGAUUAUAAGACUGCUUCCAUUGUGCCAAAACCGGCUAGGCCACCGCCACCCAAAUCUGUCGCUUUACAAAAGAAACAAAAGCAACAAGCUUGGGCUACCAUGCCUAAUAAGAGUGACAAUAUUUAUGCGAAUUUAGAAAUCAGAUCAGCGUUAGCGCCCAGAAAACCCGAGCGAACAGCGAGCAUGCGUGAACGAGAAGCACAUUUAGAGCUGCCGAAGCGUAGAACUCCAAUAGACGACGACAAAGAUGAAGUAGAUGAUGGGCCUCAAGAAAUUGUACAAGCUACAAAUGAUACCGUCAUACAUAAUUACGAUGACGUCUAUAAUUCCGCUAAAUAUGAAGAAGAGAACAGUGAUUCAGCUAAAAACAGUGACAGCGAUUACGAAUACGUCAACCAUGCUCGAUCAAGUUCACCCGAAUGCGAUGCUGCUAUCAAACCCAGGGAAUCUAAUGCCGAAAGCAGAAUUGAACCAAGAAAAGAAGAGGCAGAGAAUUCUGAAUAUCCUAAAUACAACAACGGGUUUAACAGAUCAUCACUUCCGUAUUGCGGAAGCGAGACAGAGUCGGAGAUAUAUUCUCCAUACAGCUUCUAUAGCUCAACCGAUGCCAUGGAUAGUCCUACCAAUGAGGACUAUUCAAGCGAUAUGACGCCGAAAAAUACGACGAAUAAGUUAAGAGUGAGAAAAGGACGCAGCGUUGUGCACAAAAACUUGGAAGACAACUACGGAGCUGUUGUUAUUGCGAACCACGAAGCGCUUGCGCAAGUUUUAGAACAGGUCCAGCAAAGUGCGACCAUGCAGCCGUCUCUUCGAGGUCUGAAAGCGUGCACCAACCUCCGUUGGAGCGACUUCUCCAUCCAAUCUUCUGGGAAACUCGUCAAAGCCGGCAAAAGGAUCUUCUACCCAGCCAUCUGGAGUUCCAACCAGGGUCCAGUGAAUGUGACCCUGAUGCUGUACAAAGAUAUGGCUUCUCAGAUGAUCUGCCAGCAGUCGGUCCAGCCGCAGACGUUGAGUUUGAACGCAAUAACGGAGUUUUGCGAUUUGGUGCCAUUGCAACAGUUUGGGGAGGAGAGCGGCGAUUUGGUUCAAGCAACCAUAGUCGUCUUGGCCCACGCCCAAGUCGACACGAUCCAGUCUUACGGGGAAAGUCUCCACGCCGCCGAGGGGCUCAGUACAAAAGACCACCAGUUGGUCCAAACAGAACAGACCCACGAAGCCAUCUUUAUGAUGCUGCAACUUAUAAACGGGUUGAAAUGCCUCCAAGCCCGAGGGUUGGAGGAGAUACCAGAGAGCCUUUCAUCAUUUAUAUCGCUGAAGGAGAUACAACCGCUGGUGACGCAUGGAAGCACCCUGAAUCUGCCGUCUCCAGAUGACAGGUUGAAUUCUCUGUGGUCACCGAAAACGAAUUCUUAUGGGAGGCUGUGCAUAUUACAGGGAUUGAGCGAAGAGAUGAACUGCAAGAAAUCGGCUGACGAGGACCUCAAUUCCCUCUGUAAAUGUGCUACGAAAGCCCUCGAAAUCCUGCUACCAGGGGAAAAACUCACGCCUCUCCUCAAAGACGUAUUGCAAGAAGAACGGGCAAUAUCCUUGAACCAAGCCAAAUCUGUCCUGGAAUUUAUGCUUUGGGGUCCUUUAGAUGUAGUCCAAGGGGUGCCAGUACAAGAAAGAGAGUUGUCAUUACAAAGAUGGUUGGAUCUCGAAAGAGCAACGGUGUUACACGGUUUGGUCAGAACAAGAGUUCAACUGAACGUGUUUGAACAAUUACACCUUCUGUUUUUGGUGAGAUCUACGGCCAAAGCCAUGUGUGAUGCCUCUGUGCUGCUAGAAAAGGCGAAUGUGUAUUGAUUUGUAAAUUUAUUAAGCUUUAUUGUUUCUUGGUCUGUAUGUGAGUUUGGUUUGUACAGAUAUCAUUGAGAAUAGAAUUUAAAAAUAAAUAAUAAACAAGCCCUGAAGCUAGCUAGUUGGGUGGUGCAAAUCACACGCAAAGAUGAGAAAAAGAAUAUUGAGAAAAUUAUGAAAUAAAAUCAGUAUAAUAAUUAUGAAAUGAGACGACGCGUCUUAAUUUUUUAUAAUUCCAAGAAAUGAAUAAAAUUAGAAAAAUCUUAAAAUACUCUCUAACUAAUAUAAAACUUACAUAUAGAUCAAGAAAACCAAUCGUAGUUUUUAUAACUUGUUUUAAUUUAGUUGGGCACCUGAUAGAUUUUCUCGAAUUUAUCUUAACUGCAUUUAUAUAACGUUCCAAUAUUUAAAAGACAAUUUGUGUUACUGUACUUUUUAACAAAUAAGUCGUUAUAUUUCAAAUCCAAGUUGAUCUGACUAGAAAAAAAAACUUCUUAGCGCGAAGCGUCAUGGCAUGUAAUUAACCACAAUUAUUAUCGCAUCGAAUUUUUUUAUUUUUUUGCAAAUACUUUGUGAAUUUAGAAAUGUUAUUUGCCAAAAGGGGAAAACCUCUCUUAACUUGCGACGCGACACGACCAAAUUAUUUAAUGUAGAAAAAUUAUGUUUUUUUUCGUCCACAUAGUAAAGUCUGACUUUAAGAGAGUCCUUCACAAAAUAUAUAGACAAUAAUUCGUGCCUUACAAAUGUUAUUUAUUCUAGAUUCAAAUUGAUAUUAAUUAUACAUAUUUUGUUAUUUAAUAAUCUAAAAUCGAUGUAUUAUGUUUGAAACUAUGAUAUCUGAGGAAAUUGUAAUACGAAUGAAACUAAUAGGUAAUGUGUGAACAAAACAAAACAUUACUUAACAACAAAAUCUUAGAUAAAAUGUCUGAUUUUUGUAGAAGAAAUUUCUUCUUCAAUAUUCAACUGUAUUACAAUCUCCAUUUUUAUAAUCUUUAUUAAGACUAACAAUUUAGGUCUAGGUGCCAAUAAAAACUAAAGUCAUAUACUCACUUCCGGUGCCUUAUGUGUAAAAUACUUAGAAUUGUGUAAAUGUAAAUCUUGUAAUUUAUAUUAUGAGCUUGGUAGGUACUGAUGUCUGCUAUCCAUUGUUUAUAAUAAAUAUCAUCGAAUAUACAAAUAAUAACGAUC
Amyelois transitella is the source of this 5709-nucleotide messenger RNA. RefSeq lists its product as uncharacterized. Lineage: Eukaryota; Metazoa; Arthropoda; Insecta; Lepidoptera; Pyralidae. Bases 220 to 4527 code for a protein of 1435 amino acids. The transcript is spliced from 6 exons. The record is from RefSeq and is a predicted model, not a curated record.